AUGUUCGGCGAACAUCAUCAUCAUCGUGAAGGAUUUGGUGGAGGUUAUGGAGGCUAUGGAGGAUAUGGCGGAGGCUACGGAGGUAUGGGUGGAGGCUUUGGUGAUCCAUACGGUGGUAUGGGUAUGGGUGGCAUGGGAGGUAUGGGUGGUUUUGGUGGUGGAAUGGGUGGUGGUAUGGGUAUGGGCGGUGGUUAUGGUGGUAUGGGUGGUGGUUAUGGACAAUCUUAUGGAUAUGGUUAUUAUUAA
Molecule: messenger RNA, 246 nt
Organism: Adineta steineri
Lineage: Eukaryota; Metazoa; Rotifera; Eurotatoria; Adinetida; Adinetidae
Source: the annotation of a GenBank genome assembly